Morus notabilis is the source of this 1632-nucleotide messenger RNA. RefSeq lists its product as uncharacterized. Lineage: Eukaryota; Viridiplantae; Streptophyta; Magnoliopsida; Rosales; Moraceae. The transcript has 5 exons. The record is from RefSeq and is a predicted model, not a curated record. Gene Ontology annotation, biological process: protein transport. The coding region runs from base 245 to 1432 and encodes 395 amino acids.
ACAAAACGCUUAAAAUAAACCCGUCUCAAAAGUCUCAACCACACCAACAACGCUUAUUAUUAUUCUUUAUUUCUUCUUCUCCUUCUCAUCAUCUUCUGAAGUCACAUAAAAAGGUUCAAACGGCGAGACUUGUUUGUUUUCUCUCGUGCCCUCCUUCCAUAAUCGUCUUCUCCUUCUUCUCAAAGGGCUCUAAGUACAGUACUAAGUUAUAGGAAGAAGAUAUAUCAAUUAUCUAUCAAUUAGCAUGAGAAACAAGUAUACUUCUUUUCUUGGCAAGAACUUCAGGACCUCAAAGUUCAAACCUCUCGUCAGUCUCGCAAUCUCUCGCCUUGCUGUUCUCAAGCACCAGCGUCAAGUCAGGUGCUCACAAGCGCGGUCCGAUGUUCUUCAGCUCCUCCAACUUGGCAACCAUGAACGGUCUCUUCUUCGCGUGGAGCAUGUGAUCAAGGAACAGAAUAUGUUGGAUGUGUAUGACAUGAUAGAGAAAUAUUGUAACCUCUUAAUUGAGAGGAUUCAUCUAAUUGAACAUGAAAGAGAGUGUCCUGAAGAACUGAGGGAGGCAACAUCAGGUUUGCUUUAUGCAGCUUCAAGAUGUGGGGAUUUUCCAGAGCUACAUGAGAUUCGUGCCAUUCUCACGUCUCAUUUCGGGAAGGAAUUCGCAGCUCGCGCCAUUGAAUUACGUAAUAACUGCGGAGUCAACCUUGCGAUGAUACAAAAGCUGUCAACUAGGCAGCCAAGUUUGGAGAACAGAAUGAUGGUCCUGAAAGAAAUUGCCGCCGAGAAGAGCAUUGUUCUGCAACUUGAGGAAGCUGCUCCUUGUUCCACUCAGGAGAAGACAGAUGUGCAAAAGGACCAACACCAACCUGCACCGAAAACAUCUGCGGGUCUGCAUGGCUUGCCAGAAGAUCUCGACAAUGAUAAGUUGGUGACCAAGCAAUACAAAGAUGUCGCUGACGCAGCUCAAGCAGCUUUUGAGUCUGCAGCUUAUGCUGCAGCGGCCGCAAGAGCAGCGGUCGAGCUUUCUAGAUCUGGACAUGAUUCUGAUAAUCAGGGUGGUCCAGAGAGUCAACAAGGAAAAUCUUCUCAAAGAAACGAGCCCACAAAGACAGAAUCUACAUUAGAAGAAAAGAAAAUUCCAGUUGAAAAUCAUACUGUAGGAUUGAAGAGGCCAUCCUCUUCUUCAAGCUCAGAUGCUAUGAGUCAAGUGAAACCUUCCGCGAUGGAUGUAGUUUUCGAUGAGAGUGAUGGUGAGGAAAUGGAUGUGAAAAACAUUACGUCUCUGUCUGAUAUGAAAAUCUGCCAAAAGGCUGAUUCAGUGCAGCAAGACUCCAGAGAAAAAGAUGAUAUGGGCUCUGGGGUCGAAAAUGCACCACGUUUAAACUUACAAAAGGGGCCAUUUUCUGUGAGAACUCGACACUUGUGGGGUUACUGAGUUUUUCGGUACGUUUUUCAACUGCAUGCAAAUUUUAGUUGUGUGGUUAUGUCAUGAGUUGAUUCAACGAGUUUGCUUGAUCUCUUGAAUGAAAUGUAUGCUUUACUUCUUCGUCUUUUUGUUUUUUAUUUUUUGUUUUUGUAACGAAUUAUGAAGAUGAAAGAUUUUGUGUUUUGUUAUGGAGGUAAAAAAUUUUCAGA